Solanum tuberosum (potato) is the source of this 1024-nucleotide messenger RNA. RefSeq lists its product as uncharacterized. The record is from RefSeq and is a predicted model, not a curated record. NCBI's taxonomy places the organism in Eukaryota, Viridiplantae, Streptophyta, Magnoliopsida, Solanales, Solanaceae. The transcript has 2 exons. Bases 306 to 821 code for a protein of 171 amino acids.
CGACAAACCUUAUUUUUCUCUUUUCCACUAUAUUUUCACCCCUUCAAAACCACCAUUAAUAUAUUUUCUUGGAUCAAAUAAAUUUUUUUUAUAAACCAAAAAUAGUACAUCAAACCAACAAAUUCAUCAAAAUUUUUUUUAUAAUUCACAUAAAAAAUAAAAUUCUCCAGCCAUUUUCGGAGAGGGGUAAUUUUUCCCAUUUUGAAGAUCUAAUAAAUCUUCUUCCCCCACUCCGAAAAUAUAUCAUCCUUAUGAAAUCGAAUUUUUUCGAAAAAAAUUAAAAUUAAAAACAAUUGAAAUUAGGCAUGACGAGACCAAUAAUCAUACCUUCGCCUCCAUUACUAUCUCUGGAUAAACGGCAGCCGCUAUUAUCGAGUCAGGAUUCAUCUCCGUCGUCGUGCGGCGGCGUCCGCGGCAGCAGCAGCGGUGGGAGCGUUGUUCGGAGAGCGCGAUUAGCGGAGGUUGCCGGCGGUACGACGGCGGAAUGUGCGGCGGUGGCGUGUUGUUGUCCUUGCGGGAUUGCGAAUUUGUUGGUUCUAGCGGUGUAUAAGGUUCCUGCCGGACUUUGUAGAAAGGCUUUGAGGAAAAAUCGCCGGAAUCGGUUGAUGAAAAAGGGGCUUUUGCCGGCGUCGGGAAGUGGACAUUGUAGCUGUGAUGAAAUGGAGCUUCAUGCUUACCAGAUUUCUAGUCCGAUUGCGGUGGUCGGCGGCGCCGGAAACCUAGCUACCGAUAAGGAUGCUUUGGAGCUGGAGAAGGAAAUGUGGGAAAAGUUUUAUGGUACUGGGUUCUGGAGAAGCCCAUCUCAACGAAGUGAAAUGUAACGGCUUGGGAUGAAUUAAUGUGUAUAGGUGGUUGAAUGAAGAAGAGGGAGAAAUUGUUCUAUUUUCUUUUUUUGCUCUUUUUCACUCUCUUUGUAAUUAAAAACUAUUUAACUCUUGUAUCCACCAAGGAAUCUUUGUAUUAUAUUCUUCAAUUUCUUUGUCAUAUUUUCAUUUCAAGAAUCAAAAUCAAGUGUAUUGUUCAA